GGUAGCUGGCCGGGUCCGGGCGACGGUGAUGGCGGGGGACGCGGGCGGGCGGCGCUGCCCGGACUCGGAGCUGCUGCUGCACCCGGAGUUGCUGUCCCGGGAGUUCCUGCUGCUCACGCUGGAGCAGAAGAACAUAGCUGUUGAAAGUGAUGUAAGAAUAAACAAAGACAAUCUUACUGAUCUGUAUGUUCAGCAUGCAAUACCAUUGCCUCAGAGAGAUUUGCCAAAGAAUAGAUGGGGGAAAAUGAUGGAAAAGAAAAGAGAGCAACAUGAGCCAAAAAACGAGACUAAAAGGAGUAGCACUGUAGACGUGUCAAAGAAAAGACCUCUCAUUGUGUUUGAUGGAAGUUCAACAAGCACAAGCAUAAAAGUGAGAAAGACAGAGAAUGGGGAUAAUGAUCGACUCAAGCCUCCCUCUCAGGCAAGCUUUACCAGUAAUGCCUUUCGAAAAUUAUCAAGUUCCUCUUCAAGUGUGUCACCCCUAAUUUUGUCUUCCAAUUUGCCUAUGAACAAUAAAAUGGAACACAAUAAUAAUGACACUAAACAGAACCAUGACUUAGCGCAUGGGAAAAGUCCUUUGGGCCCCGCGAAGCUGCCGCCUUUGUCCCCAGUGGGAACUACUCCAGUGAAGCUAAAGCGAGCUGCUCCGAAAGAAGAAGCCGAGGCCGCGGAUAACCUGAAGCCACCAGAAACAAAGAGGAAGAUACAACACGUUACAUGGCCAUGAAGGAAAGUUUCCAAAAAUAGCCUAAGCUUCAGGCUUGGUCACAGCGUGGCCCUGCUCAUUCACUGCGGUGGAGCUGGACCGACCCGUCCUCGUGCGGGGAGGUCGGGCUGCUGCGAGGGCUCUGAGAGUGCUGGGGCCUCCGGGGCUGUCGGCUGCAGUUGUCCAGACGCUCAGCAGCCAGGCCCUUUGGGAAGCUGGUUCACCCUCUGCCAUGAGGCCAUAGUGCUUUUGCUAGUACUAAAGUUCCUCAGAAUUGUAAUUAUUUUUUGAAGUAAUAUUUUGGUUGCUUAAGUUUUCAGAGACAAUUCUAAACUGAUCUAGAGACUCAUUCAGCAGCAAUGACCUUUUUAAAACUUACAUUAAGUAAACUGCCAGUAGCUUAAAUCACAUGUAUGUCAGAGCCUCCUCUGUUCUCUACUGUGGGACUUCAAAUGUUUUUAAGUGUGCUCUUUAUUAAAUGCUCGUGCAGGUUUUGUAAUUCAGUACAGAAAGUUUAACCUUGUAAUGUACAUUUUUUUGUAUGUAAAAAGUCUUUUAAGUAGCCUUAUCCUUAUUUAAAUAAACUGAAUAAAAUUA
Myotis lucifugus (little brown bat) is the source of this 1303-nucleotide messenger RNA. RefSeq names its product chromosome unknown C2orf49 homolog (gene TSLIG2). NCBI's taxonomy places the organism in Eukaryota, Metazoa, Chordata, Mammalia, Chiroptera, Vespertilionidae. The record is from RefSeq and is a predicted model, not a curated record. Gene Ontology annotation, biological process: embryonic morphogenesis. The transcript has 5 exons. Bases 29 to 727 code for a protein of 232 amino acids. Gene Ontology annotation, cellular component: tRNA-splicing ligase complex.